CAUAAUUGCCGCUCCUCCUCUGCAAUUCUGCCACAACAUCACACAGACCGCAUGCUAUCGCUUUUUCGCGCCUUUGCCCGACAGUGUCCGCAUUCCAGGGCCUGCUUUCCUCCUGUAUCUAGAUCCAUUCAUUCACCAUUACAGAAUGACCAGAUACAUUUGAGCACCAUCCUCGAUGAGCUCUCCGAGGCAAGCGCAUCUGCAGCAAGUAACCCAAAUACACCAUGGAUGCAGCAGGGCGUGCGCAGAAGGUUCGACCACAAACUGUUCAUAAGACCUCAUUACUUCUCACACGAUCACCGGUUCAAAGGCCCUCCGCCAUUUUCGAAACGACCUCUCAUCGGUCCUGGAAAAAAAAAAGCGAAGCGACAGGACGUCUUCUACCGCUUGGGCAUUGAUCCUCUGCAAGAGGCUUCCAAUGAUGUCCUUAUGAGCUCUUUUGUCACCGAAAUGGGAAAAAUCAAGCACCGCGCUGAGACUGGCCUCACCACGAAAACACAGCGCAGGUUGGGCAAAGCCAUCCGUCGCGCGAAGAUGAUGGGCGUCAUCCCCGUACUCAGUAGUGCAAGGCUUCCUUGGAAUUAACAUUAAUCAUUACUCCUCUCCCGCCUGUUUAUCUGCAUCUGCUC
This is a messenger RNA of Suillus plorans, 629 nucleotides long. RefSeq lists its product as uncharacterized. Lineage: Eukaryota; Fungi; Basidiomycota; Agaricomycetes; Boletales; Suillaceae. The transcript is spliced from 3 exons. Bases 52 to 585 code for a protein of 177 amino acids. The record is from RefSeq and is a predicted model, not a curated record. Gene Ontology annotation, biological process: mitochondrial translation. Gene Ontology annotation, molecular function: structural constituent of ribosome; small ribosomal subunit rRNA binding. Gene Ontology annotation, cellular component: ribosome; mitochondrial small ribosomal subunit.